AUGGCGCCCUCUACUUCUGUCCCGCGGGCCAAGGCUCCUGUGAAGCGCUCCAACUCUGGCCCGAUCUGGACGAAGAAGACGCCGCUGGCCGCUAUCGUGGCUGCUGCCCUCAUCGUUGUGGUCCUGUUGAUUGUUUCGCAGCAAACUGGAGCCAGCAAAGCGGCCUCUGAUGCUGUUGAGGGCAGCGACGCCACCAGCGGCGUGGUGGUUGAUGUGAUCAAGCAGGGCGACGGCAAGACAUACCCCAAGAGAGGCCAGAGGGUGACGGUGCACUACACCGGCACUUUGACCAACGGCCGGAAGUUUGACUCCAGCCGUGACCGUGGGCAGCCCUUCUCAUUCGUCAUCGGGGUUGGCCAGCCAGCCAUGCUGCCGGUUUACUAUGGCAGCUUCAGGCCAGAUAGUGACUCCCGUUUGCGGAAGCAUUAG
Monoraphidium neglectum is the source of this 429-nucleotide messenger RNA. Its product is annotated as FK506-binding protein 1. The record is from RefSeq and is a predicted model, not a curated record. The coding region runs from base 1 to 429 and encodes 142 amino acids. Gene Ontology annotation, molecular function: peptidyl-prolyl cis-trans isomerase activity. The transcript has 4 exons. NCBI's taxonomy places the organism in Eukaryota, Viridiplantae, Chlorophyta, Chlorophyceae, Sphaeropleales, Selenastraceae.